GCUCUUGUCUAGACAGCUCCGCAAGACAGAGACAAGCAUGGGCCAAAAAGCCACCUGGACUUGGUCUAGACCUUAGCUACAGCAUACUAUGAGGGUGGAUGGGGCCGGAGGAUGCCGUCUCUGAAUAAGCCUUACGAAUGUGGCUGUAUCGGAGAUGAUAGGAAACAUAACUCGAAGCUUUACGAUCCGAUCGGGCCCUGUGACGAUGAGUUUGAUGCGGACGUUGGCCUCCAAAGACGUCUAUAUAAUAAGCGACUCCUGCCAUCCUCGACAUUGGCAGCAGUUGUUUCCCCAGGCCGCACGUCCAACCCUCAAAUUCUCAAAAGAAAGAAACUCAAAACAACUCCAGAGAUGCCCGGUCAAGCUCGCCCUUGCUCUACCCACUUUGGCCAUGACAGCCUCAGCCGCGUCCGGUCUUGAGGGCACCUCUCCGGUCUCUGGAACGGCCUGGUUGGAGCGGUACUUGCGAACGUGCCGUGCCUGUGACCAAGGGGGUGGUGCGCUGUUCCUUCCCAGACAUCCCACAUGCGUUAGUCUUUCUUGUAUAGGUGCAGGGCAAGUCUGUAGAAUUGUCCAGUGGUUACCUUUACUUCUCACCAGGCAUCUCAGGUUAUAACCAUAGUCGCAUGUUUUGAUACCAUUCGAGUACGCUUUAACUCUCUGUCUCCCCUCCCACGCCCGAUGAUGAGAGAAGAUACAUGGCCCUUUGCGCCGGCAGAUUCCCAACCUCGCAAUGCGCCAGCCACGGUCUAAAAAGCAGGCACCAAAGCCAAAAAGACACUGAGAACCCAGAAGAUGACCAA
Parathielavia appendiculata is the source of this 803-nucleotide messenger RNA. RefSeq lists its product as uncharacterized. The record is from RefSeq and is a predicted model, not a curated record. NCBI's taxonomy places the organism in Eukaryota, Fungi, Ascomycota, Sordariomycetes, Sordariales, Chaetomiaceae. The transcript has a single exon. The coding region runs from base 155 to 616 and encodes 153 amino acids.